UUUUCGAUUUUUCAUCGUGGCUUUUCGAACUUUCGAUUGACCGUGAGCCGAAAAUUAAAAAUGCCGUUCGUCCUUUCUAACUUUUGAACGAGUUAAUUUGGCACUUAGUGUGAAAAUAUCAUUCCAUCGUGAAAAAAAGAGAAAUAUUUGCACCAUCGAGUUUACGAUCUUCAAUACUUGAGAUACAAUGGCUAACGACGAUCGGUACCUUGGUUAGAUUACUUUCCUUCUCUUUCAAUUAUUGGGGGAAUCUACAAUGGGUGCAUAUAAGUAUAUGCAGGAGCUUUAUCGCAAGAAGCAAAGCGAUGUUCUUCGCUUCUUGCUUCGUGUCAGGUGUUGGCAAUAUCGUCAGUUGACUAAAAUGCAUCGUGCCCCUCGUCCAUCUAGACCCGAUAAAGCACGUCGUUUAGGUUACAAAGCUAAGCAAGGUUUUGUCAUAUUUAGAAUUCGUGUAAGGAGAGGUGGUCGCAAACGUCCUGUUCCCAAAGGUGCAACUUACGGAAAGCCAAAAAGUCAUGGUGUUAAUCAACUAAAACCCACUAGAAAGUUACAGUCGGUUGCAGAAGAACGUGUUGGUCGUCGUUGUGGCGGUCUACGAGUUUUGAACAGUUAUUGGGUAGCACAAGACUCUUCAUAUAAAUAUUAUGAAGUUAUCUUGAUUGAUCCAGCACAUAAGGCAAUUCGUAAUGAUCCAAAAGUUAAUUGGGUAUGUAACGCGGUACAUAAACAUCGUGAAUUACGUGGAAAGACGUCAGCUGGUAGAAGUUCGAGAGGUUUAGGCAAAGGACAUCGUUAUUCACAAACUAUUGGUGGCUCUCGUCGUGCAGCAUGGUUGAGAAGAAAUUCUUUGUCGCUUCGCAGGAAGCGGUAAAUUUUUUAAAUGUCCUCAAUAAUGAUCUUCACGUGUACACGAUACAUCAUUUCAUUGAUAUAUUAAAAAUAUCUGUAUCAAUAUUAUGGUAUAUCUUGUGCGAAAUAAAUGUUUCUUUCUUAAUGAAUCACUUCUUUUUUUUUUACAUUCAAUUUAAUUAUAUUGCAAAUGAAAUAAUCUGUGUGAAAAAAAAUUCAUAAAUUCAAUAAAUUCGGCAAAAUGUAAAUAUAAAUCAUACAGAAGUUUAUCGAAUAGGUUGUGCGUAAUAGUGAAAUAUAUAAUAAUUGUUAAUAACGUGUAUUAAAUAAAAAUUUAUAUCUAAAAUUGUGCAUAUUUUUAGUUAUAUUUACAAAUAAUUUUAAUUUACGAAGAAUUAAAUACUAUUUGAACAAGUAUUUCGAUUUAUUGAGUACAAUUUAUAAAAUCAUGCAUUUCGUAUAUAGGAAGUAAGUUAUUAAGUUUCACAAGUUUAUCCCUUAAUUAGAUUUUUUUUAAAUAAAAAUUUGUCUGAUUUGUGAAAUACUGAAACAUUAUCAUGAUGUAACUGACACUGAUUUUUUUUCUUUGUCGCAUAGUAUUGUUUCUUGUUUAUAAGAUGUGUUACCUAUUAGAUUAGGACAUAAGAAACAUUGA
Heterotrigona itama is the source of this 1504-nucleotide messenger RNA. Lineage: Eukaryota; Metazoa; Arthropoda; Insecta; Hymenoptera; Apidae. The record is from the annotation of a GenBank genome assembly.